AUGAGCCUGGAUCACCAGAGAACUUUUGCAGAGUGGCUCAUCAAACUCGACGACCAAAUUAGGAAGAAUGACCGAGGAAUUCUACUGGUUGUCGACAACUGCUCUGGUCACACUGUGAAUGUUUGCCUGACGCACAUUCGCUUGGAGUCUCUGCCGCCAAAGAACACGUCCUUGCGGAAACCCCUAGACCAGGGCAUCAUAAAGUGUGCGAAACCAGAAUCCUGUAAACGCUUUGUGCAGCGGUUCAUUAUCAACUUCUUCCGGAAGCAGCCAACUGCAAUCAAUGUUCGUCAGGCAAUGGAGAUGCUCACAGGAGCUUGGUGGAACUUGAAGGCGCCCACCAUUAGCACUGCUGGCGAAAAGCGGGGCUUGUCAACGUGCCUGUGCAGCUUGAAGACAACCUGGAGAUGA
Molecule: messenger RNA, 411 nt
Organism: Dermacentor andersoni
Lineage: Eukaryota; Metazoa; Arthropoda; Arachnida; Ixodida; Ixodidae
Product: tigger transposable element-derived protein 6-like
Molecular function (GO): nucleic acid binding
Source: RefSeq, a predicted model, not a curated record